Molecule: messenger RNA, 1266 nt
Organism: Prunus armeniaca (apricot)
Lineage: Eukaryota; Viridiplantae; Streptophyta; Magnoliopsida; Rosales; Rosaceae
Source: the annotation of a GenBank genome assembly
AUGCUAUCGCGACGACUUCCUUCUACGGCGGUUUCUUUCUCAUGGCGGCGGUCCAGACUCCCGAACUUGGUCCCCACUCAGACGGUGCAGAUGGUUCAGACAUCCCUCGAGUCACUCUCCGUUUGCCCUAAUAAAGUUUGCAUGAUUGCCUUCUGUUAUUCCACCAGUCCUCAAAUAUCCGCCGACUUGACCGACUCAAUCCCCCAACCGCCGUCAAAACAAGGUCCUCUUCAACCCGGUCUGUAUCUAGUAGGAACUCCAAUUGGAAACCUCGAAGAUAUCACUCUACGAGCCCUCCGAGUCUUAAAAUCAGCUAAUGUAAUACUUUCAGAAGAUACCAGGCAUUCGGGAAAGCUGCUCCACCAUUACAAUAUUAAAACUCCCCUUCUGAGCUAUCACAAAUUCAAUGAAACCCAAAGGGAACAAACUGUGUUGAAGAGGCUGAAGGAAGGUGAAAUUGUGGCGCUCAUAAGUGACGCUGGGAUGCCAGGCAUCAGUGAUCCUGGCACCGAAUUGGCAAAGCUAUGUGUGCAUGAAAACAUCCCUGUUAUUCCUAUACCUGGGCCGUCCGCUUUUGUUGCUGCCCUCUCUGCCUCUGGCCUAUCCACUGAUGAGUUUACGUUUGUUGGAUUUCUCUCUAAACAUGCUGGAUCUAGAAGAGAGAGGCUGAUGGUUUCAGCAAAUGAGGCGACGACACAAAUAUUCUACGUGCCUCCCCACAAGCUUCGUCAGUUUCUUGGAGAGGCUUCUUCACUUUUUGGUGUUACAAGACAAUGUGUCAUAGCUCGUGAAAUUACAAAAGUUCAUGAAGAGUUUUGGCGGGGUACAUUGGGAGAAGCUGAAGAAGUGUUUUCUACUCGGACUCCAAGAGGUGAAAUUACAGUGUUAGUUGAAAGAAAGGAAAAUUCUCCGGUUGAAACACCAUCAGAGUCUCAGCUUGAGGAUGAGUUAAGAGAUUUGAUUUCCAAUGGGCAUAGCCUUUCUACGAUAGUGGAACAUUUCAUUGAGGAAAAUUCGCAAUGGCAUCUUGUGAUGGAUAUGAUGCAGCAGAUGGAUCUCAUUAUGGAGGUCUUGGUUGGGGCAGUACCACGUCACACUCGUACAACCAUUCUCACAAGAAAAGGAUGUCUUUCUUGUGCGAGUGGUCGUGGGAUAACAUGGCUGGGCCGCCUCACUCAAGACUCUCUCCUCUUCAUGACUACCUUUAAGCCCUAUGUUUUGUCAUUUUCUGCUGUCUCUCUUGAUCAUGAACGUUGGGGUGUUUGA